CGGGCGGCCAGGGGGCAGGCGCGCCGGCUGCAUCCCCAUCCUCGGCGUCGCCCGGCACGGCGCGCGGGCGAGCGGCGCGGGCGGCCGAAGCGCGGCAGGCGGAGCGCCAGGCCGGCCAUGGCCACCACCAGCACCACGGGCUCCACCCUGCUGCAGCCCCUCAGCAACGCCGUGCAGCUGCCCAUCGACCAGGUCAACUUUGUAGUGUGCCAACUCUUUGCCUUGCUAGCAGCUGUUUGGUUUCGAACUUAUCUACGUUCCAGCAAAACUAGCUCUUUUAUAAGACAUGUCGUUGCUACCCUUUUGGGCCUUUAUCUUGCACUUUUUUGCUUUGGAUGGUAUGCCUUACAUUUUCUUGUACAGAGUGGAAUUUCCUACUGUAUCAUGAUCAUAAUAGGAGUGGAGAACAUGCACAAAUAUUGUUUUGUGUUUGCUUUGGGAUACCUCACAGUGUGCCAAAUUACUAGAGUCUAUAUCUUUGAUUAUGGACAAUACUCUGCUGAUUUUUCAGGCCCAAUGAUGAUAAUUACCCAGAAGAUCACUAGUUUGGCUUAUGAAAUUCAUGAUGGGAUGUUUCGGAAGGAUGAAGAGCUGACAUCCUCACAGAGGGGUCUAGCUGUGAGGCGCAUGCCCAGCCUCCUGGAGUACCUGAGCUACAACUGCAACUUCAUGGGCAUCCUGGCCGGCCCGCUGUGCUCCUACAGGGACUACAUCACCUUCAUCGAGGGCCGGGCGCACCCGCGCGCCCCGCCGGGCGCCGCCGGGAAGGAGGACCUGCCGGGCGACAGAGCCGAGCCGUCUCCCAACGUCGCGGUCAUUCAGAAGCUCUUGGUCUGUGGACUCUCCUUGUUCUUCCACUUGACCAUCUCUAAAACGUUACCCGUGGAGUAUAACAUCGAUGAGCGUUUUCAAGCUACAGCUUCAUGGCCAACAAAAGUCGUCUAUCUCUAUAUCUCUCUUCUGGCUGCCAGACCCAAAUACUAUUUUGCAUGGACGUUAGCUGAUGCUAUUAAUAAUGCUGCGGGCUUUGGUUUCAGAGGAUAUGAUGAAAAUGGAACAGCUCGCUGGGACUUGAUUUCCAAUUUGAGAAUUCAACAAAUAGAGAUGUCAACAAGUUUCAAGAUGUUUCUUGAUAAUUGGAAUAUUCAGACAGCUCUUUGGCUCAAAAGGGUUUGUUACGAACGAGCCUCCUUGAGUCCGACUAUCCAGACGUUCAUUCUGUCUGCUAUUUGGCAUGGGGUGUAUCCAGGGUAUUACCUGACCUUCCUCACAGGAGUGCUGAUGACCCUGGCAGCGCGAGCUAUGAGAAACAACUUCAGACAUUAUUUCCUCGAGCCUCCGCAGCUGAAAUUACUGUAUGACGUUCUCACGUGGGUUGUGACUCAGGUGGCGAUAAGCUACACAGUCGUGCCAUUCGUCCUUCUUUCUGUAAAACCUUCGUUCACGUUCUACAGCUCCUGGUAUUACUGCCUCCACGUUGCUGGUAUCUUAGUAUUAUUGCUGUUGCCGGUGAAAAAGACUCAGAGAGGAAAGACCACACAUGGAAAUGUGCCGCUGUCGCCAUCCGAAAAGUGUGACGACAGAGGAAAUUCUUUGGAACAGAAUAGUUUUUCCACAACAAACAAUGUUUGCAAUCAGAAUCAAGAAAUAGCCUCUAGACAUUCAUCAUUAAAGCAAUGAAGGGGAAACAC
This is a messenger RNA of Mustela lutreola (European mink), 1691 nucleotides long. It is a transcript of the gene MBOAT2, whose product is annotated as membrane bound O-acyltransferase domain containing 2. NCBI's taxonomy places the organism in Eukaryota, Metazoa, Chordata, Mammalia, Carnivora, Mustelidae. The coding region runs from base 118 to 1680 and encodes 520 amino acids. The record is from RefSeq and is a predicted model, not a curated record. The transcript is spliced from 13 exons. Gene Ontology annotation, cellular component: membrane. Gene Ontology annotation, molecular function: acyltransferase activity. Gene Ontology annotation, biological process: lipid modification.